Messenger RNA from Helianthus annuus (common sunflower), 2454 nucleotides. RefSeq names its product protein FAR1-RELATED SEQUENCE 5-like. Gene Ontology annotation, molecular function: zinc ion binding. The coding region runs from base 1 to 2454 and encodes 817 amino acids. The transcript is spliced from 6 exons. Lineage: Eukaryota; Viridiplantae; Streptophyta; Magnoliopsida; Asterales; Asteraceae. The record is from RefSeq and is a predicted model, not a curated record. Gene Ontology annotation, biological process: regulation of DNA-templated transcription.
AUGGCUGAUUCGAACAGCCAACACCGUCGGACCGUUGCCGGUGGUACGGAGACACUCAUUGAUCAUCCUGGUUCACCCUUAAAUGUUGUUCCUCAUAAUCUUUCACCUGUUUUUGCAUUUAAUGAAGAUGAAGAUGCAUUGUUUGAGAAUAGGGUUGUUGAAGACCCUGAACCUAUUUCUUCAGAGUUUCCAGAUGAUUUUUUUUUCUGUUUUAUUAAAUGCACAGCUUUAAAUGCAUACGAGUACUUUUUUCUGAAUCAAAAUGCCACAAAUGAUGAUGAAGAUGGUGUUCAGAAUUGUACUUUUACACAGUUGCUAUCAACAGGUAUUCAUGCGAACAAGGAGUUUUAUGUUCACCACACACCCAAUGGCACUAGAAUGUGGUGUCCUAAUGUUCCUAUUGUUUUAAAGCCUGUUGUUGGUUCUGUAUAUGAAACGUGGAACGACGUGUUCAGUAUGUACAAGGACUAUGCUGUGUAUUCUGGGUUUUCUAUUCGUAAGGGGCAAACCAAGAGAUGGAAGGGUUUUGUCACUCACCAGUACCUAAGGUGUACUAAAUAUUCAAAACCACAAAUUAGGCGUAAAACUGAUACCUUGGAGCAGUCAACCUUGACUAUUAGGCAAAGUAAUUUCACAGUGACAGAUUGCAAGGCUAGUAUACUGGUUAAGUUUUCUGAGGGCAGCUCUAUGUGCACAGUGGUAGGGUUCCAUGAGCACCAUAAUCAUCCCUUUGUUGAGCGUUUUAAUCGUGACCUAAGUAGGAUUUCAAGGAAACUACCCUUUACAUCCAAACAGUUUAUCCAUAACAUGAGUUUGAACAGAAUUGGUCCAAUUGUUUCUCACAGAGUUUUAGUGUCCCUGAUGGGUGGAUAUCACAACGUACGUGGGACGCCAACUGAUUUUAAGAACUGGAGCCAGUCGGUUAGGCUUUAUAUUGGUGACCGUGAUGCGCAACUUGUUAUAGAUCGUUUGAAAGAAAGAUCGGAGAGCUUACCAGACUUUUACUAUGAGUUUGUGGUUGAGAAAGGGCAAUUGAGGUCGAUUUUUUGGGCAGAUGAAAUUUCCAAGAUAAACUAUGAGGUGUUUGGUGAUGUGUUAGCUUUUGAUACGACUUAUCACACUAACAAGUACAACAUGAUUUUUGUUCCUUUCACUGGUGUUGAUAAUCAUAAACAAUGUGUGACAUUUGGUGCUGGCUUGCUAUUCAAUGAAACCACCGAGUCUUACAAGUGGUUACUUGAAUCAUUUCUGAAGGCACACAAGAAGCAACCAAAGUUAGUUCUGACGGACCAGGACCCUUCAAUGAAAGCUGCCAUUUCAGAGGUUUUCACAGACGCUCGGCACCGCCUUUGCAUGUGGCAUAUUAUGAAAAAACUUCCAACCAAGAUUCAUGGAGACCUAUUACAAAACUCUGAGUUAAGGGCAUUGAUGCAUCGUUUGGUGUGGAGUAUUCACAUGAAACCAUCUACAUUUGAGACGCGUUGGCAACUUUUGAAUGAUAUGUACUCAAUUAGGGACCAAUGGGUACCUGCCUACUUCCGUGAUAUCCCAAUGUGUUGUCUGAUGAAGACCACAUCAAGAUGUGAAAGCUCUAACUCAAGCUUCAAGGUCAACUCUACUAGUGCUAACACACUAGUUCAGUUCAUGCUAUGUUAUGAAACUAGGAUAGACAAUCAGCGUUACAGGCAACGUGUUGCAGAGUUUAAAACCUCAUCUAGUGUAUUCAUGGACAGUACUGAUUUAGCUAUCGAGAAGCACGCUUUUGAGCUGUACACACAUGCAAUUUUCACAGAGGUUAAACUUGAGUUGAGAAAUCAGUCGGUCUCUUGUUCAUGCAACAACUUCAUCCGUAUUGGAUAUCUGUGUAGGCACAUCUUUUGUGUUUACCGGGUAAACAAUAUUGAAAAAAUCCCUGCCCAGUUUUUUGUUAAGCGUUGGACUAGGGACGUGCUUCCCAAAAGUAUAUUUUCUAUUGAGCGUCGAUACGGCGUUGACACCCGUCCACAAGCUGCUGCGAGAAGUCAGAUUCUUGAGAUUGUAACCGAAUGCGUAGACGCAUUAAGAAGUGAUGUUGGAGGACUUUCUACUUUCGCUGAGCAGAUAAAGGAACUGAAAUCCAAGUUACUAAAUGGAGGACCAGUUGAUGACGAAGCCAAGAAUGAUAACUAUGCUGCUGUUGAAGAAUUGCUUGGUGUUUCUUUAGAUGGGGACGUAACUCUCAACAAUCCAGACGAGAUCAGGAACAAAGGAUGCGGCAAACGUCAACGAUUGUCUAGAGCAUCGCAGGAUGGCACGAGCAACUCUGCUGUCAAACCUCCCAAAACACCAAGGCUUUGCCGAACAUGUAUGAAGUACGUGACUGGGCAUGAUUCAAGAAAUUGCAAGAAAAAGAAGAAGAAUAAAUCGGGUAACGAGGAUGAGGACUCAAGCUCUGCGAGUCUGGAGUCCACUUGA